GCGCACAAAAUUCGCACGCAGGUCGGCCCGGAUGCUACAGGGAACACAUCAGACUUGCAUUCUCCAGAUGCAGGGACUCUCCGGGUCAGUACUCCGAAAAUCCUCAAGGUUUGUUGCCAGGGCGACAUGUAUUCGCUUCGAGAUGAGAAAAGAAGAGAAUCUGGCAGAUCGGGGCAAGAGGUUGGAGGGAAUGACGCUGAAGGGAUGGGUGAUGUACGCGAAAGCUCUGGCGGGGAGCCGACUUCUUCGGAGAAAAAGCGCAAGCGACAUAGGAUGGUGCGAGAGGAGGUGGCAGAGGAAACCCGCCGCAUGGAGAGGAUGAAAAGACAUUCGGAGCCGAUGAUGGACGGGGAUGGAGGUGACGUCGGAGAACGUGCCUUGGGAAAGAGGGUGCCUGGGAUGCAUGGCGGACAAGAACAUGGAGUCGAAAAAAGGCUGUCAAAGGAAGAGGGUGCGACGACAAGUAAGAAAGCGAGGAGGCCGGACGGUUUGACCAUCCGCGAAGGACAAGCUAUGGGUGGAGGAGAUUCGGCUCAUCCAGGCGCUGCCGCCGUGAGAGAGCCUUCGAAGAAAUCCAAAAGGAAACUGGCAGCCGAAGAAGGCGAUGGCCAGACGAAACCUCGGAGGAGGAAGACUACUGAGGUGGCAAGCGGUGGCGAACGGGUUGUCCGUAGGCAGUUCGACGAAGCGGCGGCGUUCUGGCUCGAAUACGAGCGGAACGAUGACGGUGAGAUCGUGGAGAAGAAGCUCCCUGUGCAACUGGUCAUCAACCCCAGGAAGGUCUGUGACAUCCCGACUUGGGAAAGAUAUUACAACCACCGCAGUCUCAGUCACGAUAGUGUGGAGGACAUCAAGGAAGCGAUGCUAAGGCAGUUCCGCGAGGAGAAGGGGAAGAUCUGGACGAAGAACCCUUUGGUUCUGGCACCCAUCUACAAGCCGGUGACGCGUAGGCCGGAGAAAGAUGAGAGGGUUCACAAAGAUGUCUUUAAGCCAGAGGACAAGGACAAGUACUUUUAUUACCCUGUCCACGGACAACACACCAUGGCUGCUGUGAAGGAGUUGGAGGUCUGGUUCUCCGAAGAGGAAUUCGCGGGGUAUUUGCAAGUCAGUCGCAAGGAGAACACGAGACACAAGAUGUCUAAGCAGCGUGCGCAGAAGGCCGCGUUCCAGGACAUGCGGGAGGCAUGGGAGAACAAUGGAAGGCCGGUGGCCAUUCACUGGAACCUUUCCGGCAAGGAGGCCGAAAAACAAACGUAUUUCGAAUUCCAAAAGCUGCUUUUGGGAAAGAGUCCGAACGACGCUCACUUUACGAUGGCAAGCAAAGCGUCAACGCUCGCCGACAAGGAGCAAGUCGCUGCCAUUGGCAACGCCUGCUGUCUCGCCGACAUGACCGAUGUCGAGAAACUGUCGAUCCUCGACGACAUUCUCGCACUAAGGGGGGUGUUCAUGCAAUCGGCGAGCGGGCAUCUGAAACGUCAACAUAAGCCUGGAAUGAAAGACAUGGUCGCGACGAGGAAAGUGGACCGCAUGAUGGUCCGCAUGUUCCACUACAUCCUGUUCCUUGAAACGGAGGAGGACGAAGGGGUUUGGCGCUACGGGAGCCCUUUUUCUCGGACCGAGGGGCAGCUUCUGGCAGAGUUCGGGGCGCAGGGCCUCACGAAACAGGUGUGGGUCGAACUGCGAAAGCAUUUCCAGGGCGCGGUGGAGUACGUGAACACUUGCAAACGUACUCUUCCGCACGAGAAGGAGUCCCUUGACGACACAAAGAGAAUGUACGAGGUUGACAGGUUCCCAAAAUCUUUCGAAAAGUCCGUUCGUUCUAUCUUACGAUGGACGGAAGAAGAAGUUCGAGACACGAUUAGGGUCAGCGGGGAUGUGAAGCACAUCAAAUGGGACAAGGCGAACCGGGUGACCAGCCUUGUUCCUUUGUGUUGCAUGCCGGUCCAAGCUCACAGUCGUCUCGCUGAGAUCCGCGAGAUUGUGCGACAUUACGUGUGCAACCUGUACGUCCUCGAUUUGUGUGAUCCCACACUCCUCACAGACUGGCGAGAAGACGAUUUCGUCAACUUGCAAGGCGUUCUCCAAACAUUAUCGCCAACGUACUGGGCACUUGUGGUCUUUUUCCCCUCUCGUUGGGAUCUCAGUUUCUUAAAGGGAAUGGACAGGCUUAGUGUCCAUCACGUCGGAACAGGGAAGUGGGUGCGCCAUGCACAAAGGCAGGCCACUGUCCGGGAAGGCAAUAUGUUGGUUGAGGAGUGUGAUUGCCUGUACGUGAUUUUCAAUGGCGAGAACCUGGCAGACAACACAGUCGCAAUCUUCCCGGCCAGUAGCCCGACAAAGGUUCCCCGUGCUCAUGGUCCAAGUCCGGGCAAACACGCGAUGGCGGCACGCUCGAAAGUUGUCUGUUCGUCGGACCCAUCAGGACAGGCUGUGGCGUGUUUCGAUGUGGCGGGCGACGACAGGUUCCCUCGUAGCCUGUGGAAGGAUGGCUGCGUGACAAGUGUUCGUGGACCUGCUUACGGGGACAGGGAGCGGAACCCGUCCCACCUACUUGGUCUACUCGAAAACUUUUGCAGAGUUGGGCAAACUGUUUUUUUCUUUGGGAAUGCGCAUCCGUCUGUCGUGUGGGAGCUCUUGCGCAACGAUCGGAACGUUGUCACGUUGGAGGACAAGGCGAACAUGAUCGAUUACCCUAACGAGUUCGUGAAGACACGCGUGGCAAACACUCGCAAUUAUUGCUCUUUUGUCCUGACCACCGGCGAACGGAACUGGGAUCCUAAACAUGACAUGUUGGAGCACGUUUACUUCUUGAUGGCCGAACCGCUCACCCUCGAAAACUACAAGGCGCAAUUUGACGAGGACGACCCUUUCGACGCUGAAGACAUGGAGGAGUUGAGCGACUCCGAAACCUUCGAUUUUGAGUCCAUGCCACUUUCUCGGGUGAUUGGACAGGUUGGUGAUGAAGGGGAAGGAGCCUGUCGGACGUCAAUGCGAACGACACCAUCUCGUGGUAUUGACAGGCGCCUACCGCAACCUCCGUCGGGCGGUCAACAUCCGGGAAGCGGUGGAGGAGGAGACGAAGGAGACGGCGGAGGUGACAGAGGAGACGGCUCACGAUUUCCCGGAAAGGGGACGGGCAAAACAUCGUCGGGAGAAAAGGCAUUCGGCAGAAAGGGGUCAGUCGGAAAGGGGCUUGGCGGAAAGGGGUCGGCUGAAAAGGGGUCGAGCGGAAAGGGAUCGGGCGGGAAGGGGUCGGGCGGGAAGGGGUCAGGCGGAAAGCGUAGAACGUCCGGGAGUCUCCAGUAUAGGGAAACUGGCAGCCACUGCAUAGGGAGUCGAGAUUUCGACAUGCGAGACAUGGCCACCCUAAGGUCUGAUCAAACUCGAGACUGGCGGUCUCGCGACGUGCUGGAGGGGCCUGCUGCAAGAGUGUUGGAGACCGGGGGUGGCGAGUACGAACGUCAUGCUUCGGAGGGUGUGCCAGUCGACGUUGAUAGCAAGAGUACAGCAGCUCCUGGGGAAGAGGAGCGCUCUCCAGGAGCGCAUGCUGUACAGCGGGAAGAGGAGACUCAACACUCGCAGUCUCGCAAAGUGUUGGAGACCGGGGGUACCGAGUAUGAAAGUCAUGCUUCGGAGGGUGCACCCGUGGACACUGACAGAAAGAAUACAGCAGCUCUGGGGGAAACGCAUGCUCUGCAGCGGGAAGAGGAGACUCAACACUGGCCGGCUCGUGAAGUCGUGAAGGGGCUCGACGUAGGAGAGCUAGUGAUCGGGACGUCCGAAGGGGUUCUGCACAGUCGUUCGGCUGUGGACGACGCGAGAGGGUGUAGCGGAGAACCCGUGGUGGAAGACGGUGAGGUAACGGUCGACAUCCAGCUGGAUCCACAGCGGAAAGAUGAUGAUUCUUCGCCCACCCGUUGCGGUGAAGAACAGGGUGAUCGAACAUCUGUCCUCAGUACCGGUCGGGAAAUGGUACUUCAUGAAGCCAUCGAGUUGGGUAACGACUCGGCUGCCACCGAACUGGUUAGCGACUCAGGCGUGGCCGAGAUGCAGAACGUCGAAUCCUCUGUGGAAGGCGGUGAGGUGGCCGUUGGCAUCAAGAUGGAUCCAGAGCGGAAAGAUCAUGAUUCGCCAUCCACCCGUUGCGGUGCAGAAGAGGGUGAUCGAGCGUCUGUCCUCAGUGUCGGUCGGAAAACGGUGCUUCAUGAAGCCAUCGACUUGCCUAGCGACUCAGCUGCCAUCGAGCUGGUUAGCGACACAGCCGUGGCCGAGGUGCAGAACGUCGAAUCCUCCGUGAACGUUGGCGCAGUGGUGCGACAGGAGCGCGAUUUCCCUCAAAGGGCUCCCGAGCACGGUAAAAUUUGUGAAUAGGAGCACUCGCAUAUCUGUCACUAGCCAACUCAGUGUUCGUUCAAAUUGAUGUGAUGGGCUCAUGACCUA
Molecule: messenger RNA, 4440 nt
Organism: Chara braunii
Lineage: Eukaryota; Viridiplantae; Streptophyta; Charophyceae; Charales; Characeae
Source: the annotation of a GenBank genome assembly